AUGUAUAGCAACAUCUGCUCGGUAGUUAAGGUGAAUGGUUACCAGUCGGAACCAUUCAGCUUCAUGCGUUCAGUCUGUCGGGAGUGUCCGCUCUCGUCUCUGCUGUAUGUACUGGUUCUAGAUCCACUGCUACAGAGGCUGGAGAAGCAUCUCCGUGAAUUAGCACGUGGUAGAACCGUGUCGACAUACGCAGACGACGUCGCCGUCAUAGUGUCGAACAACAGGCACAUAGACCUGGUCGGCACCGCUCUAAAAGAAUACGAAGCGGUGACAGGAGUAAAAGUUAACCGAGAAAAGUUAGUGGGCCGGAGUUCGGUUCCCGGAAAAGCAGAACCAUACCGUUCAAUAGUAGGACGCUGGACGGAGAGACCGAUUAUAUUACUUGGGGUCUGGUUUAGUCUGGAUCUCCAGGUGAAGAACUGGGAUGAGGCGAUGGACAAGGUGGGCAUGUAG
This is a messenger RNA of Octopus bimaculoides (California two-spot octopus), 453 nucleotides long. RefSeq lists its product as uncharacterized. NCBI's taxonomy places the organism in Eukaryota, Metazoa, Mollusca, Cephalopoda, Octopoda, Octopodidae. The record is from RefSeq and is a predicted model, not a curated record.